Molecule: messenger RNA, 1464 nt
Organism: Haliotis rubra (blacklip abalone)
Lineage: Eukaryota; Metazoa; Mollusca; Gastropoda; Lepetellida; Haliotidae
Product: myosin essential light chain, striated adductor muscle-like
Exons: 5
Coding region: 155-646 (163 amino acids)
Cellular component (GO): muscle myosin complex
Molecular function (GO): calcium ion binding
Source: RefSeq, a predicted model, not a curated record
GCGCCUGGUGUUUAGCAAGGAAUGGGAUUUAGUGUCUAGCAAGGGAGACUUGGUGGAAUAUGCCCAGAGUGUUGUAGACGCCUUUCGGUCCCAGUGUGAGGAAAUUUAGACCCCAUUCCCGUUUCUCUCCAAACUGUAGCUUCCCAAAGUCGCCAUGUCCAUGUCCCGUGAAGAGAGGGAAGAGCUCGAAGAUGUCAGGGAGGUGUUCGAUCUGUUCGAUUUCUGGGACGGUCGUGAUGGUCUGAUCGACGCGAUCAAGGUUGGGGAUCUUCUCCGGUGCAUGGGCCUCAACCCCACGUUAGCCCAGUCGGAGAAGCUUGGAGGUACCAAGGCUACAGGGCAGAAACAGUACGCUUUCGAGGAGGUGCUCUCCAUCUUCAAGCAGGCCAAAAACGAAAAAGAGAAGGGGACAUACCGCGCUUAUGUUGAGGCGUUCAAGUCUUUCGACAGGGAAGGUCAAGGCUACAUCUCCCUUGCUGAAAUGAACAACAUGCUCACAGCAAUGGGUGAGCGAUUACCCGACGAAUCCGUCAGUGAAAUCCUUAAACUAACAGAUACCAGAGAGGACAUCGAAGGGAAUCUGAAAUACGAAGAGUUCAUCAAGAAAGUCAUGAAAGGACCUGACGGAAAAGAGGACGUCAUCUAAUCAAUGUGCGCGCGCAUCCGGAAGUCAAACAUUUAAGCUGUUUAUUUAUUAUUUGACAAAUAACAUACGGUUAAUAAAUAUAGUCAUGCUAGGCUAGCUUAUAUAUAGGAAAUUGUCUAAUUACGUACUGUUCAUAUUUAGCAUGUUAAAUAACUAUUGUUCAUAUUUAGUUGUAUAGUGGUACAAUUUAGGCGAUUGACAUCACUCUGACGAGACAAAUGUGUGUAUCUUUAACCAGGGGGCACAUAUGCGUGUAUAUGUGUAUGAAUACAUACAUGUCUCCUUUUAUGAUUACAGUGUAAUCGAAAAGGGGACAAAUACAAUAUAUGACGUUUUCCGCGAAGCAAAAACAUGGCAUGUCCUAUGUACCAAGAAGCGAAUAUUCCUUUUUGAUAUCAUUUGAGUUUGAUUGAGAUACACUAUUUGUUUCACCGGGUAGAAGUUUAAGCCUAUGUUGUGUUCGUCCUUAUUAAACAGUCUUUAAGCAAGGGUAAUCCUACUACUUCAAGUUUUGUUCAUCCUCGUAACACAGGGGUAUUUUUAACGGAAUUCAAUAUAUGGAACACAUUUGCCUAUUAUGAAACAAACCAAACUGAUAUAUAUUUCUAAAUAUGACACUGAGGAUCUGUACCGGUUCAGUAUACAUUGUUUGAUCCCGCUUAAAUAGGUAAAAGGAUGCUGAGUAGCAUGAUUAAUGGGUUCGCCUUCGUUCCAAAGACCUAGGUUCUGUUCUCCAAGUGGGUGUUAGGUCCACUCCCAAAUAGUCAUAUUUGUUCAUAAAAAGUCAGUUAUAAUUAGUGUCAUGUCGGUUAAGAUUU